This is a messenger RNA of Acanthoscelides obtectus, 321 nucleotides long. Lineage: Eukaryota; Metazoa; Arthropoda; Insecta; Coleoptera; Chrysomelidae. The record is from the annotation of a GenBank genome assembly.
AUGAGAGAGACUUUGACUUUCCUAACAGAGCUUCAUAAAGACGAUGUUACUUUAGUUAGUACGGACUGCUUGAAACAAUUUAAAUACAGUUACAGACAAGAAAUUGUCAAAGCUAAGAUUAAAGCCAAUGAUGACUACAUUAAUAAAUCCAACAGACAACAUGCUGCUUGGAAUAUCAUAAAGAAUGUUAAACCGAACGUGCACAACCAGGACUCCUCAACAUCUCUCACAGCACAUCAAUUCAACGACUUUUUUACCCAUAUCGCACAAAAACUUUUAAAUAAAAUUACCCCAUCCGAUCCAAUAUACUACCCACAGUGA